Messenger RNA from Paramecium tetraurelia, 1035 nucleotides. RefSeq lists its product as uncharacterized. The transcript has 2 exons. The record is from RefSeq and is a predicted model, not a curated record. NCBI's taxonomy places the organism in Eukaryota, Ciliophora, Oligohymenophorea, Peniculida, Parameciidae.
AUGAAAACUAGAAGAUCAAUCUCAGCUCAACCCUCAUACUAAUCUGAGGAAGACUAUAUAGAGAGAAAUAAGCAUAUUUGCAAAUCAAUUCAUCCCAAGUUAACAUUUCGAUAGAUUAGAAAUAAAUUGUCAUCUGAAUGGAAUGUUUUAUCUAAUAAACCAAAAAAAUAAACUAGAUUAGAUGACUUUGUCAUUCAAAUAAGUUCAUCCCCUAACCACAACGAAAAGCCAAUCCCACAAAAAUAAUAAAAAAAGACAACUAAAUAAAAAUAGCUAAAAAAUCAUAAAAUUAGUAAAAAUUAAAAGCCACUAUAAAAUAAAAAAUUGAAGUAAAUAACUAUCUCUCCUCCCCCAAAGCAAGUACCAAGUAUUGUAAUUACUGAUUCCGAAUCUUUAAAAAUUAGUUUGUCUUCAUAAGAAGAAAAGCAACCUAUUGUAAGAGAGAAUCCUGUAAUAAUUUCUACUAAUAGUCUCCAAAUUAAGGAACCUAAUUAAUAACCUUAGAAAACAUUACCAAGUAUAAAAAAGGAAGAAUCUAAGUGUAACUUCCAAGAAAAGCAAUAAAUUUCAAAAGAAAACAAAAAACCUAAAAUAAAAUUACCUAUUUAAAAAUUGAAGCUAAGAAGAUUAAAAAAAUUAAGCAAACUCAAAUCAAAAGGUAAACCUGGAAUACCUUCAGAGUUUCAACCUGUAUUAGCAUAAGAUUUUAUUAACUCAGUCAAAACAAUUGAUCAUGUUAGCAUGAUUACAAUUUCAAAUUCUUAAGUUGAUUAAGGUUAAGUGGGAUUAGAUGAAAUCAAAAGCAUUGUAUCUCAUACAUAUGGAAUAAUAGAUCACGGAUUAAGUAAUUCUGAAAGAUUGAAUUUUUAAUUGUUUUUUGAAGUUGAAUUUUAACCUAAAGAAAAUGGAUAUGUUCCAAAAAAUACAUUUUGUACAUCUAAGCAAGCUGCCUUUUAUUGCAAAGAGAUGACUUUGGAAUAUAUAUCAAAACACAAAGAUAUAUUUACUUAAAAUGAUGAGUAUUAUUUGAAAUGA